AUGCCUGUGUUUGGUGUUGCCGCAAAGCUAAGGCACGGAUCUGUAGGGUCACAGCCUGCUGAUACUGUCCAUACAAUCCCAAAUUUUGGCACAAGCGGGUCACAGCAGUAUUUAUCAAAAUCUCUGGAGCUUUCCAGGACUGAGAACUCAAUGAUUUCUUGUCAGAUUAUGUUAGAGUCAACCUCUGAUUUUGGAGAAGUAAAAGCACUUCCGGGAAAAGGCAAGGAUACGCAAGACAGCAAGAUUUACACUGACUGGGCUAAUCAUUAUCUAGCAAAAUCUGGCCACAAACGGCUGAUCAAAGAUUUGCAACAGGACAUUGCAGAUGGAGUUCUACUAGCAGAAAUCAUCCAGAUUAUUGCAAAUGAAAAAGUUGAUGAUAUCAAUGGUUGUCCUCGAAGCCAAUCUCAAAUGAUUGAGAAUGUUGAUGUAUGCCUUAGCUUUCUGGCAGCCAGAGGAGUAAAUGUCCAAGGUCUUUCUGCUGAAGAAAUAAGAAAUGGAAAUUUGAAAGCCAUUUUAGGACUGUUUUUCAGUUUGUCUCGUUAUAAACAGCAGCAGCACCAACAACAGCAGUACUAUCAGUCCUUGGUAGAGCUACAGCAACACAUCUCUCAUUCUCCGAAUCCUCCUGAGAGUGGCCAAUCCAAAACUCAGCAAGAUAUGCAGUCCAGUCUGACAGCCAGAUAUACAACUCAGUCUAAUCACAGUGGAAUUGCAACCAGUCAAAAAAAGCUUUCUAGGCUUCCUGGGCCUUCACGGGUGCCAGCUGCAGGCAGCAGUACCAAAGUCCAGGGAGCUUCCAAUUUAAAUCGAAGAAGUCAGAGCUUUAAUAGCAUUGACAAAAACAAACCUCCGCAAUAUGCAAAUGGAAAUGAAAAAGAAUCACCCAAAGGUCCUCACCCAUCUGCAGGUAUAAAUGGAAAUGUACAGCAUCCCACCACCACUGGGCAGCAGCUGGUCUCUGCCAUCCCCUCUCCAAGUGCCAGCAAGCCUUGGCGCAGCAAAUCAAUGAAUGUGAAACACAGUGCCACCUCUACCAUGCUGUCUGUGAAGCAGCAGAGCCCUGAAACCUCACCUACACCACCUGCAGACAGGCUAAAGCCACCUCUUUCUGAAGCUCCUAAAACACCUUCGUCUGGGCAGAAAUCCAUGUUAGAGAAAUUCAAACUGGUUAAUGCUCGGACUGUUUUACGGCCCCCUCUGUCAUCAUCAAAUUCAGGUCCUGCUAACAGUGGAAAGGAUGAUGAAGCUUUUUUAGAGUGUGUUGAAGUGGAUGGCUUCAGUGGUGGGCUCAGUACUGCUGGAUUUACCACCAACAGCACCAAAAUAUCCCCUAAAUUAACUCCUCCGAAAACUGGAAGCAAAAAUAUCAGCAAUAAAAAGUCUUUGCUGCAGCCAAAAGAUAAAGAAGAAAAGAACAAAGAUAAAAAUAAAGUUUGCACUGAAAAGGUGGCAAAGGAUGAAAAGGAACAGAUGCCUGAGACACCCACCAAAAAGACCUCAAAAAUUGCAAGCCUGAUUCCCAAGGGGAGCAAAGCAACUUCAGCCAAGAAAGAAAGUUUAAUUCCUUCAUCUAGUGGUAUUCCAAAACCUGGUUCAAAAGUACCUACAUCAAAGCAGAAUAGUUCACUAGUAUCUUCAGGAAGUAAAGAGACAGAAAAACUGAGGAAUGCAAAAGGAAACCACUCCUCAACUAUGGCAAAAUCCCAAGGGAAUGAGAAAAUCUAUGUUCCUUCCAGUCUCUCAUCUUCUGAAGGAAAAGAGGCUAGUAGUACAUCAUUUUCUUCUCCUUCAAUGGCUGCAGCCAGUGGGCAUGUCCCAGGAAGUAGUAUUGUCCAUCUUCCUCAGCAGCAACAAUACAGCCAUCCCAAUACAGCCACUGUAGCACCAUUUAUUUAUAGAGCUCAUUCGGAAAAUGAUAGCUCUUCUAUCCCAUCUUCUGACUCUUGUAUCAGUCCUACAAAAUUGGAUUUGGCAUACAGUAAAACUGCCAAGCAAUGUCUCGAGGAAAUAUCUGGGGAAGAUCCUGAAACAAGAAGAAUGAGAACUGUAAAGAAUAUAGCUGAUCUGAGACAGAACUUGGAAGAAACUAUGUCCAGUCUUAGAGGAACUCAAAUAAGCCACAGCACACUGGAAACAACAUUUGACAGUACUGUGACAACUGAAGUAAAUGGACGAAGCAUUCCUGGUUUACCAAGCCGAUCUUCUCCAGUGACCUGGAGGCUUGGACAAGCUAGUCCUCGACUCCAGGCAGGUGAUGCUCCUUCCCUGGGUGGAGGGUACCCUCGCAGUGGUGCUAGUCGCUUCAUCCAUACUGACCCUUCUCGAUUCAUGUACACCACACCUCUUCGUCGUGCAGCCAUCUCUCGUCUUGGCAACAUCCCCCAAAUUGACAUGGGUGAAAAAGGAAAUAGUGACCUGGACAUUUCCUCUGAUGUUGAUGUUGGAGGGUACAUGAGUGAUGGGGACAUUCUUGGGAAGAGCCUUCGAGCUGAUGACAUCAACAGUGGUUACAUGACUGAUGGAGGGCUCAAUCUAUACACAAGAAGUUUGAAUCGAAUUCCUGACAUAGCUGCCUCUCGAGAUGUCAUUCAAAGAGGAAUUCAUGAUGUGACAGUGGAUGCAGACAGUUGGGAUGAUAGCAGUUCUGUUAGCAGUGGCCUCAGUGAUACUUUGGAUAACAUCAGCACAGAUGACCUCAAUACUACAUCAUCGGUCAGUUCUUAUUCUAACAGUACUGCUUCUUCAAGAAAGAAUAUACCCACCCAUCUGAAGACAGAUUCUGAAAAACGUUCAGUAACUGAUGGAGAACCUUGGGGGAGCAGUGAAGAACUGAAGAAGCCAGAGGAAGAUCUUGAGGCCAAUCUUGACAACAGUGGCAAGUGGAGGAGCCAUCCUUCUGGUUUGCUUGAGGAGGCUGAGAAAGGAGGACAAAAAGCUAUUCUUCCCAUUUCUCAGACUGGCUCUUGGAGAAGAGGCAUGACUGCACAAGUGGGAGCAACAUCAUCUAGGCACAAAGCUGGAGGAAGUACUAUCAAGACAUCUGGAAAAACAGAUGAUGCCAAAGCUUCUGAAAAAGUAAAAACUCCCCUGAAAGGAGCUUCCAUUCAGCGUUCCCCUUCAGAUGCAGGAAAAAGCAGUGGAGAUGAAGGGAAAAAACCUCCUUCUGGAAUUGGCAGAUCAACAGCCACAGGUUCCUUUGGUUUUAAGAAAACUGGGGUCAGCUCUUCAACAAUAAUCACUGCAAGUGGAGCAACCAUAACAAGUGGUUCUGCAACUUUGGGGAAAAUGCCUAAAUCUGCAGCCAUUGGCGGAAAAUCAAAUGCAGGGAGAAAGACCAGUCUAGAUGGUUCUCAGAAUCAAGAAGAUGGUGUCUUACAUAUGAGUUCAAAGACCACUUUGCAGUAUCGAAGUUUACCACGUCCUUCAAAAUCAAGCACAAGUGGGAUUCCUGGCCGAGGUGGACACAGAUCUAGCACCAGCAGCAUCGACUCUAAUGUCAGCAGCAAGUCUGCCAGUGCUGCUGCCACUAACAAACUGAGGGAACCUACAAAGAUUGGCUCAGGACGAUGUAGUCCAGUAACAAUCAACCAGACGGACAAAGAAAAGGAAAAAGUAGCAGUAUCUGAUUCUGAGAGUGUAUCCUUGUCUGGUUCUCCCAAAUCAAGUCCAACUUCAGCUAGUGCCUGUGGAACACCAAGUCUCAGACAACCUGGUUCAAAAUACCCAGAUAUUGCCUCACCUACAUUUAGAAGGUUGUUUGGUGCCAAAGCCAGUGGCAAAGCUGCCACUGCACCAAAUACAGAAGGCGUGAAAUCUACAUCUGCCAUGCCUAGCCCUAGUACCACAUUAGCUCGGCAAGGCAGUCUGGAAUCUCCAUCUUCAGGUACAGGUAGCAUGGGCAGUGCAGGUGGGCAGAGUGGAAGCAGUAGCCCCCUCUUCAAUAAGCCCUCGGACUUAAAUACAGAUGUUGUAGGCCUAAGUCACUCCUUGGCUUCAAGUCCAGCCUCAGCCCAUUCUUUUACAUCAGGUGGUCUUGUGUGGGCUGCAAACCUGAGUAGUUCUUCUGCUGGUAGUAAAGAUACACCAAGUUACCAGUCAAUGACUAGCCUUCACACCAGCUCUGAAUCUAUUGAUCUCCCUCUUAGUCAUCAUGGCUCCCUCUCUGGAUUGACCACAAGCACUCAAGAAGUUCAGAGCCUGCUCAUGAGAACUGGAAGUGUCAGAUCUACUCUUUCAGAAAGCAUGCAGCUUGACAGAAAUACACUGCCCAAAAAGGGAUUAAGGUAUACUCCAUCUUCUCGCCAGGCUGGUCAAGAGGAAGGGAAAGAGUGGCUACGUUCACAUUCUACUGGAGGUCUACAAGACACUGGACAUCAGUCUCCCCUGGUUUCUCCAACAGCUAUGUCUUCCUCUGCAACUGGCAAAUAUUUCUCUAAUUUAGUAAGUCCAACAAAUUUAUCCCAGUUCAAACUUUCUGGACCUAGUAUGAUGAGAUCAAACAGCAAUCCUGCACAAGAUUCUUCAUUCGAUCUCUAUGAUGAUUCUCAGUUGUGUGGUAGUGCUACAUCCUUAGAGGACAGACCUCGUGCAAUUAGUCAUUCUGGUUCAUUCAGAGAUAGUAUGGAAGAAGUACAUGGAUCUUCAUUAUCACUAGUUUCCAGCACUUCUUCUCUGUACUCCACAGCUGAAGAAAAGGCACAUUCAGAGCAAAUUCAUAAAUUACGACGGGAACUGGUUGCAUCUCAGGAAAAAGUGGCCACGCUAACAUCACAACUGUCAGCAAAUGCCCAUCUUGUAGCCGCAUUUGAAAAAAGUUUGGGAAAUAUGACAGGCCGGUUACAAAGCCUAACAAUGACAGCUGAACAAAAGGAAUCAGAACUCAUAGAAUUACGGGAAACCAUUGAAAUGCUGAAAGCACAGAACUCAGCUGCACAGGCUGCUAUUCAAGGAGCUCUGAAUGGCCCUGACCACACUCAGAGAGAUUUGCGAAUAAGGCGACAACAUUCAUCUGAAAGUGUUGCCAGCAUCAAUAGUGGUACAAGCCAUUCAAGCAUGGGUAGCAGUAAUGAUGCUGAUUCUAAAAAAAAGAAAAAGAAAAAUUGGGUGAACUCUAGAGGAAGUGAGCUAAGGAGUUCAUUCAAACAAGCUUUUGGGAAGAAGAAGUCAUCAAAAACCCCUUCCUCUCAUUCUGACAUAGAAGAAGUCACAGAUUCAUCUGUUCCAUCCUCACCCAAAUUACCUCAUGGCUCUGGUGACUGUGGAUCUACUUCAAUCAGGCCAUCCCAAUCAACUUCACUGUCAUCUCUAUUCUGGGCUCCAAAGAAAAGGCAAAAUGGUCCCGUGAUCUACAAGCAUAGAUCCCGGAUCUGUGAAUGCACAGAAGCAGAGGCAGAAAUAAUUCUGCAGCUAAAAAAUGAGCUCAGGGAGAAAGAGCUCAAACUUACAGAUAUUCGUCUUGAAGCUCUUAGUUCUGCCCAUCACCUUGACCAAAUUCGGGAAGCCAUGAACCGCAUGCAGAAUGAAAUUGAGAUUUUGAAAGCUGAGAAUGAUCGUUUGAAGGCUGAGACUGGAAGCACUAGCAAACCUAUCAGGCCAUGUUCAGAAUCCUCAAGCAGCACAUCUUCUUCCUCUUCACGACAAUCUCUAGGUCUCUCUUUGAAUAACUUAAAUAUCACAGAUUUAGUUACAUCUGAUAUUUUACUGGAAGAUGUUGCAGAUGGAACUCUCCAUAAAGAAGGCCAGAAUGUUAAGAUUAUUGUCACAAUAAACAAGGGCUAUGGUCGAUCAAAGGACCAAAGAAUACAGGCAUAUUUGAUAGGUUCUAUCAGGGUCAGUGGUAAAACAAAAUGGGAUGUAUUGGACGGUGUAAUUAGACGACUCUUUAAGGAAUAUGUUUUCCGAGUAGAUCCAGCUACUAGCCUUGGUUUGAGCUCAGAUUGUAUAGCUAAUUAUUGCGUAGGUGAUAUAAUUAGAGCCCAUAACCAAGAAGUGCCUGAACUGCUACCUUGUGGAUAUCUGGUUGGAGAUAAUAACAUAAUCACAGUGAAUCUUAAAGGAGUAGAAGAAAAUAGUUUGGAUAGCUUUGUGUUUGAUACAUUAAUUCCUAAACCAAUUAGUCAACGGUACUUUAAUCUACUGAUGGAACAUCACAGGAUUAUCCUAUCAGGACCUAGUGGCACUGGAAAGACCUAUUUAGCCAACAAACUUGCUGAAUACCUGAUAACAAAAUCUGGCCGGAAAAAAAUGGAAGAUGCCAUUAUUACUUUUACUGUUGAUCACAAAUCAAGCAAGGAUGUUCAACAAUAUCUUGUUAAUUUGGCUGAACAGUGCAAUGCUGAUAAUAGUAGUUCUGAUCUUCCUGUGGUAAUAAUUCUUGACAACCUGCACCAUGUUGGUUCUUUGAGUGAUAUCUUCAAUGGUUUUCUUAACUGUAAAUAUAACAAAUGUCCCUAUAUUAUUGGAACAAUGAACCAGGGAGUUUCAUCAUCACCUAAUCUAGAACUGCAUCAAAAUUUCAGAUGGGUGCUGUGUGCUAAUCACACAGAGCCUGUUAAAGGGCUGUUAUCCAGAUAUUUGAGAAGGAAACUGAUUGAAACAGAGCUGGAGAAGAAUAUCCGUAAUAAUGAUCUCAUCAAAAUUAUUGACUGGAUUCCCAAGAUAUGGCAUCAUCUCAACAGCUUCUUAGAAACACACAGUUCUUCUGAUAUAACGAUUGGUCCUCGCCUCUUUCUACCUUGUCCUAUUGAUAUUGAUGGUUCUAGAGUGUGGUUUACUGAUCUCUGGAAUUAUUCUUUGGUGCCAUAUGUAAUGGAAGCGGUGAGAGAAGGACUUCAGAUGUAUGGUAAACGUGCACCUUGGGAAGACCCCUCAAAGUGGAUAGUAGAGACUUGUCCAUGGAGUUCAUUGCAACAUGAUUGGUCAUCAUUACUUCAGUUAAGACCUGAAGAUGUUGGUUAUGAAGGUUAUGCAUCUGCCAAAGAAGGAACCACUUCAAAGCACAUUCCACAGAUGGAAUCAGAAGGAGAUCCGUUGAUGAACAUGCUAUUGAGGCUCAAAGAAGCUGCCACUUACUCAAGUGCCCAGAGCUGUGACAGUGAUACUGCCAGCCACCAUGAUGAUAUGCUGGAUCCUUCACUUGAAUCAACGCUCUAAAGGGGGCAUGACUUUGGUUAGAAGAUGCUGAUAAACCUAUACCCAUGUUAAGGGCUACUGAGGUGGUGUGUAUUUGGGCUGAAAUAGCAUGUGUGUGCUGUGUCAUAUAUAGAGGCACCUGAUUUAAGCACUAAAGCAAAUCAGAAAUGAAAGUUGGAUUUGUUCAGUUUCAAGUGGAAAGAGCCUUUAACAGGGAUGCUAUGAAGCAGAUUGCACACAUAGUAGUCAAACUGGAAUCCACUUAGAGUCUUUUAUUUUCUAUCCCUGUCUUGAAAGUUUACAGUGGAAGCAUUUUAUGUGAUACUUCAAUAUACUUGGAGGUGCUGCAUUCAUAGUUCUCUUGCUCCUCCUCCUCCUCCUCCUCCUCUAACCUCUGUGGUGCCUCACAGCACAUAUUCCAGAUUAUAUUCUGCUGUCCUUUCCAAAAUGAGAUGGACACAAAAUAAAAUAAAAAGAAUGAGAGGGCGUAUAGACUCAAUAAGCACAAAACAGUAUUGUGCAAUUAUCUUAUACAAACAAUACUGUGAUAUGCUGGAUAAGUGCCAAUUUGAUACUAAACUGCCAUAUUUGCAGUGAUGUGGUUCACUAAGUUUUCUGUUUGUGCAUGUGUGUGUGUGUGUGUGUGUGUGUGUAUUGAAAAAAAGUCACCCGUUUUGAUAUCCAAAUUGUUUUUAACCACAGUGGUAUUUUUUAAACACCUGCCCACCUCUUAAGGUUGUUGCUGUUGUUGUUAGGCAAUUCUGAUGCUGACUAAAGGUUUUGGUUAGGACUUUGUUUUGAGUCUUUUGGGUGGGGAAAAAAGAGAUCAUUUCCUAUGGUGCUGUCUCACUGCCUUAAAACCAAUUUCUAGACAAUGUUACACUUGGUUUAAUUUGUUUAAACCAUUGGUUAUUUAUACUGUUUCCUUUCUUCAUUUUACUAAUGAGAGAGCAUCAGUGAACACAGUAGCCUUGUGUUUAUAUAUCAAGAUUUUUUUUAAUUAGGUGGCUAGAAGGAUGAAUUAUUAAUAUAGAUAUAGAUAUAUUAUUUUUAAUCUUCCGUGAAUCAAUGACCUACCAUCCUAAACCAUUCAGAUGACCCAGAAACUACUCCUAGUUAACUAUGAAUGAAAACAAAACAAAAAAGUCCAACAUAGUUAUUUCUAUCCCAUUGGGAAAAAAACUUAAUUAUGACAGAAACAGGGAUGUGUGACAGUUUAUCCAGCAGAGCUGGGUGUGCACCUGAGUUAGCAUGAGCACAAAUCGUUCUUGGUUUUUGUCCCUUCUCUUCCUUCCCCCAUUUGGAGCAUGCUAUUUUAAUUGCAAUUGUUGUAAAUGAAGAAAGUCAGCAUUAAAAAAACACUGACACAGUGCUAUUCACUGUGCAAGACAAAAUGUUUUUACUGUAAGAGGGAAAAGUGGGGAGUGAUUUUGCACAGUUUAUUGGGAGGGUAUUGUAAAUACUGAAAAUAAAAAAGAGUUGCACAAAUGAAAGCAAACAAAACAGUAACAGCAGCAAAAAUACAAAAUUAUACUUUAUUCUAUUAAUGUGAAGAAAUAUUUCAUUUACAGAGAAUACCCAUAUGUUGUAAACAAAGCAAGAGGGCAAUUAGUACUAUCUGUUUUUUAAAAAGACAGAUAAAACCAGAUAUGUUUGUCUUGUAUUUAGAACUGCCAUCACAAGUCCUGAGCUAUCCUUGCUACA
This is a messenger RNA of Pseudonaja textilis, 8838 nucleotides long. NCBI's taxonomy places the organism in Eukaryota, Metazoa, Chordata, Lepidosauria, Squamata, Elapidae. The record is from RefSeq and is a predicted model, not a curated record.